UCAUUUUUUUCCAUGCAAAUAGCGUCUCAGAAAAAUCAGAAAUAUUGCACUGGCUUUAUUAAGUUAACUAAUUAUUCUGGUACUUCCAAAAUGAAGCUUUUUGCAUCCCUCAUAAUUGCUGCGGUUGUGGGACUGACUUCUGCUAAACUGUCUAAACGUGCAGCGCAGAAUCCCGGUGUGUGGUCGGCUCUGGACAGCCUGCGCGGGAAGUCCAAGCUGGGCAACGAUGAUAUUCUCCAGAUGGUUUUAACUGCCAAAGCCGGUCAAGACUACCCCGACCUGUCGGAAAUUCCCGCCGGAAGCUUCGACUGCACGCAGCAUUCUCCCGGCUUUUACGCCGACGUCGAUUCUCGCUGCCAGGUUUAUCGUCGGUGCGAUGUCAAUGGAAAUCAAACCGCUUAUCUUUGCCCUAACAUGACGGUGUUUAACCAAAUCACGCUGACCUGCCACUGGUUCUGGGACGUAGACUGCAGCAAAUCCACCGAUUUCUAUGACUACAGCAACAGCCGCCUGUAUCAGAACGUCCCGCUCUUGGACGACGAGCCCUCGUACACCGGCGCCCGUCGCAAACGUGCCGCCCAGAACCCAGGAGUGUUUACCGCUCUGGAUCAACUGCGGGGGAAAUCCAAGCUGGGCAACGACGAUAUUCUCCAGAUGGUCCUGACUGCAAAACCCGGUCAAGACUACCCUGACCUGUCGGAAAUUCCUGCCGGAAGCUUUGACUGCACGCAGCAUUCUCCCGGGUUUUAUGCCGACGUUGAAUCUCGCUGCCAGGUUGUUCGCCGGUGCGAUGUCAACGGCAAUCAAACCGCCUAUCUCUGUCCCAACAUGACGGUGUUUAACCAAAUCACCCUGACCUGCCACUGGUUCUGGGAUGUGGACUGCAGCAAAUCAACGGAUUUCUAUGACUACAGCAACAGCCGCCUGUACCAGAACGUCCCGCUCUUGGACGAUGAGCCCUCGUACACCGGCGCCCGUCGCAAGCGUGCCGCCCAAAAUCCGGGAGUGUAUUCCGCUCUAGACCAACUGCGUGGGAAAUCGAAGUUGAGCAACGACGAUAUUCUGCAGAUGUUUGUCAAUUCCAAAGCCGGUCAGGAUUAUCCUAACCUGUCCGAGAUCCCUCCCGGCAACUUUGACUGCUCGCAGCACGCGCCGGGCUUUUAUGCGGAUGUUGAUACCCGGUGUCAGGUGGUGCGCCGAUGCGACGUCAACGGCAACCAGACGGCAUAUCUCUGCCCCAACAUGACGGUGUUCAACCAAAUCACGCUGGUUUGCCACUGGUUCUGGGAUGUGGACUGCAGCAAAUCUACCGAUUUCUAUGAGUACAGUAAUAGUCGCCUGUACCAGAAUGUCGCGCUCUUGGAUGACGAGCCAUCAUACACUGGAGCCCGCCGAAAGCGUGCUGCCAAUAAGCCACGGCAAAGCCAGUUCGUCGCCGGUAAACUCGUUCAACUUGGCCAUCGCAACUGAUCGAUCUCUGAGGCGAAUACUGACUACUUGGUUUUCGUAAGUUUUGGACGCAAUUCAAAUGAAUUUCACCUAAAUUAAUUUUAUCGUGUACACUUGUUUGAACUGGCUUGUUUGAAUGUACAUUACCGAACGAAAUGUGGAUUAACUAUGUCAUUCUCGCACCUUUGUAAAAUAAAACCAUGACUUAACGGAUUACUUUCGUUUUCCAUAUCUGACACCGCUGUUGAAGCAAAAUUUUCAUUUUUGAAGCAAAAUUUUCAAUCAGAAAAAAGUGUGUAGCAUAAUAAAUG
Paramacrobiotus metropolitanus is the source of this 1760-nucleotide messenger RNA. RefSeq lists its product as uncharacterized. Gene Ontology annotation, cellular component: extracellular region. The coding region runs from base 13 to 1470 and encodes 485 amino acids. The record is from RefSeq and is a predicted model, not a curated record. Gene Ontology annotation, molecular function: chitin binding. The transcript has 5 exons. NCBI's taxonomy places the organism in Eukaryota, Metazoa, Tardigrada, Eutardigrada, Parachela, Macrobiotidae.